Molecule: messenger RNA, 850 nt
Organism: Thunnus maccoyii (southern bluefin tuna)
Lineage: Eukaryota; Metazoa; Chordata; Actinopteri; Scombriformes; Scombridae
Gene: c3h1orf74
Product: chromosome 3 C1orf74 homolog
Exons: 1
Coding region: 2-787 (261 amino acids)
Source: RefSeq, a predicted model, not a curated record
CAUGUCCGCUCAGGAGCUCUUUGUUGCUGCAGCUCGUAAAUGUUUACCUGCUAGAAGGAAAUCUCUUUCUGUUCCUCAGAGUCUGGAUCUUGCCGCUCAGGUGUCGGCCGUUGAUUUGGGCUUGAAACCAGCUCUGCUGUAUGACAGUAAUGGCGUCAGUACAGAGCGGGUGCAGCAGUAUUUGAGCUCACUGCAGUCUUCCCAGCUUGUGUCUAAAUCACUUCUCACGCUGGAUUUAAAUGGUAACACACUCAUUGUCAAUUCACUUUCUGUAAGAUCGAAUCUAGAAAAGCUGCUUCGUGAUAGCAGCUUGGUUGUGAUUAACGUCUGCCACUCUCUGGAGAAGCCCGCCAUCACUGACGGAGGAGAGCUGAAGAGCAUUGCGCAAGAUUUACUGCUUCUCCUGAGAGGGUUUGAACAACUAAAGGAGGCCGAGGAACCUCUUUAUGUUGGAGAGAAAUCAGAAGAAUGGAACCUGUGCACAGUGUUCGGUCUGUUACUGGGUUACCCCGUCACCUACUGGUUUGAUCAGACCAACAGCUUUGAAAACUGCCUGUCUAUGACCCCCCUGACGGUGACCAAGGCUUCAGCGACGUGGCAGGCCGACACCGCGGGUCACACGUGUUGUCUGUACUCCUUCAGUGUCCCAGCUGUUCUGCACAAAGAGACGCAGUCCAGCGUGGAGGACUGGAACCUUCGUCUUCAAGAGAGAUUUCAGCAGCAAAAUGUCCUAAAAGAUCUUACGGUUUGCCGAACCACGGUCACGCUGCCCUCAGUCUGUUUGUGAUGCUAGCAUGAGUUUGGAUUAUGUGGGUUUACUUUCAUCGCUCCAUUAAACUGUGUUAAAACA